Molecule: messenger RNA, 2214 nt
Organism: Scomber japonicus (chub mackerel)
Lineage: Eukaryota; Metazoa; Chordata; Actinopteri; Scombriformes; Scombridae
Gene: lrrc15
Product: leucine rich repeat containing 15
Exons: 2
Coding region: 251-1963 (570 amino acids)
Cellular component (GO): extracellular matrix
Molecular function (GO): protein binding
Source: RefSeq, a predicted model, not a curated record
CUCAGCAAAAGACCUGCAGAUCUCAUGAGCUCAGGACAAAAAAAAAGAAAACAAACCUGAUUGAUGAAGGGAAUUGAGUGAUGACGAAGAUUGGGAAAAUGUGAUGGUGUGAGUGUUCAGAGAUCAUUGGAAACUAUCAUCAGAGGAUCUGUGAAGCUGUGGAGGAAGGGAGGACACACAUAAAAGAUAACCACCCCAACUCACUGUCUCUCACUUUCACUCAAUCGUCAGCCGCAACUGGAGGGAAAUAAUGGACCUGCCACUGACUCUUCAUGUAUUCCUCUUCCUCUGUUCCCUCAAUGUUGUUGUUUGGGCAUGUCCAGAUGGAUGCAGCUGUCAAGACACCAAAAUCCUUUGCAAUGGCCUCUCUGACUUCCCCACAACAGUACCCUCAUCUACAACUGCCAUAUCCUUCUCGAAUUGCAGUUUCUAUUCUCUGAAACCAGAAGACCUGACUGAUUUCUCUAACGCCCUUGGCAUCUUUGUGAUUAAAGACACUGUUUUAAGGGAAGUGCGCCCUGGCACAUUUGACUCCACUCCGAACAUAGGUGCCUUAGGUUUUACUGGCACUGAAUUUCAAGAUCUACCAGCGGCCUUGUUCCAAAAUCUUAAAAAGCUUGAGUCACUGAAUCUCAAGAGUAACAAGCUCCUGGUUCUCCGCCCGGACUGGUUCUUACCAUUGACUGAUCUGAAAGUCCUUGACCUCAGUAAGAAUCUUUUCACCUCUGUACCUGUGGAAACUUUCCAUCCUCUUACUGGGCUGCAGUACCUUUUGCUUGCUGGAAACAACAUUAGUCACCUAUCUAGAGAGACACUGAAAGGUCUCUCGGAGCUGAAAACCUUAAGACUCAACAAAAACUCGAUACAGGAAAUCCCCAGUGGCAGUCUGGAUGACCUUACAAACCUGGAAGAACUAUCCCUACAUGAUAAUCUAAUCACUCAUCUCCACCACGACCUGUUCUCCAAGACUCAGAAUCUCCAGAAGCUGUUCCUCUCCAACAACAGGCUCACAUCUCUUCCACAAGGGAUCUUCUUAAACCUGCCCCUUCUCUCCCAGAUUUCCCUGUAUGAAAACCAUCUGGAAAGUCUUGGUCCAGGGGUGUUUGGUCCUAUGGCCCUGCAGCAGUUGUGGCUGUAUGACAACAGACUUAGUCGUGUGGAGGAUGACACAUUCAGGAACCUGACUCAGUUGCGUCUCCUGGUGCUCAGUCGCAACCAGAUUAGCUAUGUAUCCACUGGGGCCUUUAGAGGGUUGGAGCAGCUGGGAGAGGUAUCACUUCACACCAAUCAGCUCACCAACCUGCAAGCCGGGACUUUCCAAGGUCUCCCCAGCUUGGUCAACAUUUCCUUGGAGCACAAUUUCAUCAGCUCUCUCCCUGUGGGUUUCCUCCAUGGCCUGCGCCACCUGGGCGAGAUUGACCUGAAAAACAACUCCCUUCCCAACCUGCCACAGGAAAGUCUAGAUUCUCUCUCUUUGGCAAAGGAGAUACUUCUUCAGCAGAACCCCUGGAGGUGUGACAAGGAUAUUCUGCCGCUUAGGGACUGGCUAAGACAGAACCCAUCCAAGGCCAACCAGACCCUUGUAGUGUGUGAAACCCCCUUCGGUCUAAAUGGUGAGGUGAUUGCUCUGCUGUCAGAUGAGAACCUGAUGGCUCUCAGCUCUACUGAGCAGCCUGUGGUGACUUCAACAGAGAAAAGGAGGAAGCCCAACACCCCUCCAGCCAGACGAAGCACUUCCUCACCAGCAGUCAAGACCACGCCCCGCUCAGAGUAUGAGGAGGUCACCAGCGGUGGGCAAGGAGAAGGGGGAACAGUUUCUCAUGAAAAUUCAAUGAUCUUCAUUGUCAUCGCAAUAGUGUCCACUGUCAUCAUUAGCACUGUCAUCAUCAGCUGUGUGUGCUGGAGGAGAAACAAGAGAGGCCGGGGAAAUAUAGGCCGCAGAAAUAAAAACUCUGUGCUGUAGACAAGACCACCCAACAUCAGCAACUCCAGAACUUUAAAAGCCAAGGGAAACCCACUGAUUAUUGUGCUUUACUUGGAAAAUGUGAAGUGCAGAGUUGAUUUUAUAGUCUCAAAGGCAUCAAAAGAAAUACUUUGGUUCCAUUCAGAAGCACCUACUAGAGCAAACAAUUAAACAGAUUUGCUUUUGAAUUAAUUUGUUCUCAAUGUUUAAUCAUCAAAUUUACCAGUGAGUAUUUUCUUCCAGUGGACUGC